Anoplophora glabripennis (Asian longhorned beetle) is the source of this 2321-nucleotide messenger RNA. RefSeq names its product glycosyltransferase 25 family member. The record is from RefSeq and is a predicted model, not a curated record. Gene Ontology annotation, molecular function: procollagen galactosyltransferase activity. Bases 75 to 1769 code for a protein of 564 amino acids. NCBI's taxonomy places the organism in Eukaryota, Metazoa, Arthropoda, Insecta, Coleoptera, Cerambycidae. The transcript has 8 exons.
UAAGUAGUCGGUGUUUUGUUUUUAGUAGCAAUAUUCAAAUGAUUUUGCGUUGAAGACAAUCACUGAGGAAAAAUAUGAAUUUCACAAAAAAUCUGCUAUAUCUACUCCUAAUCAUAGUACCUUCAGUGAAAAAUAAAAGUGACGAAUUUAAAAAACCGACUAUCUUGAUAUCAAUUUUAGUUAGAAAUAAAGCUCACACGUUGCCAUAUUUUCUCUCGAAUUUAGAAAGACUGAAUUACCCAAAAAACCGAAUUUCUCUAUGGAUUAGAAGUGAUCACAACAUCGACAGAAGUAUCGAAAUACUCAGGUUGUGGAUAUCAUCCGUGAAAGGUGAUUACCACUCUAUCAACACUGAAUUCAGUGAUUUAGAACGGGGAUUCCCCCAGGAACAAAGUCCGGCCCAUUGGACUGUCGACAGGUUUAACCACGUCAUAAAUUUACGAGAAUCAGCCCUGGAUCACGCUAGAUUGAUGUGGGCGGAUUUCUUUCUUGCGAUAGACUGUGAUGUAUUUUUAAUAAACCGAGAGACCUUAAACUACCUGGUUUCCAAAAACUUCACCGUUGUCGCCCCGAUGCUGAGAUCGGACGGAUUGUAUUCUAACUUCUGGCACGGGAUGACCGAGGACUAUUACUAUCAGAGAACUGACGAAUACAAACCCGUGCUGAACAGACAGAGCGUGGGGUGUUUCAACGUGCCCAUGGUACACUCCUGCGUCCUCAUUAACCUCAGAAAAUCCGAAUCCGACAUGCUAACUUACGUUCCCGGCAACAUAAAAGAUUUCAACGGACCAAACGACGACAUUAUCACCUUCGCCGUUGGCGCCAAUCGCAGCGGCAUCUCCUUGAACUUGUGCAACGAGGAGAUAUUCGGUUUCGUGAUGGUCCCUUUGGAACAAGGGGAUCAACUGGCACUGGACUACGAACAAUUGAUUAAUAUCAAAUUAGAGGUGCUGGUUGAGAACGGCACUCUGUACGUCAAUGAUCUCCUCGCGUCUUUUACUCCCGAAAUUCCCGAGAAGGAUACACUUGGUUUUGACAAAAUUUUCAUGAUUAAUUUGAGGAGGCGGCCGGAGAGAAGACGAAGGAUGUUUGCCUGUUUCGAUGAGCUGGGACUGGAGGUGACAACUUUAGACGCCGUGGAUGGGCAGAAUUUAAAUGAAAGCUUCUUGGAAGGAAUUCAAUUUAUGCCUGAAUUUAAGGACCCCUAUCAUAAAAGGCCCAUGACGCUGGGCGAAAUCGGCUGUUUCAUGAGCCACUUCAAUAUUUGGAAGGAGAUAGUCGCUAAUGGCUACGAGAACACCCUCGUCCUGGAGGAUGACAUCCGUUUCGAGCCCUUCUUCAGGCUGAAGGUUGCGAAGUUGAUGGAGGAAUUAAGGGGGAUGCCGGAGUGGGACUUGGUAUAUCUGGGGCGAAAGCGACUCCAGGAGAACGACGAGCCCUGGGUCGAGGGAUCCGAUCAGUUAGUGAAGGUCGGCUAUUCUUAUUGGACCUUAGGCUACGUGCUCAGCUCGAGUGGGGCAAGAAAACUGUUAGACGCCGAUCCGCUGUCGCGGUUGGUGCCGGUCGAUGAGUAUUUGCCCAUUUUAUUCGACAAGCAUCCUCAGGACAGCUGGAAGAAACACUUCUCUCGACGGGACCUGGUGGCUUUCUCGGCGGCCCCUUUGCUGCUCUAUCCCACGCAUUAUACCGGCGACAAGGGGUAUAUCAGCGACACCGAGGAUUCGGUUAUCAUCCCAGAAGUUCUGAGUAGCGCCAGAGACGAUCUUUAACAACACUCGAGGUGUUUUAUGGAAAUAACGGCCAUCAACUCUAGUCUUCUGGUUAAUUGCUAUCAUCCAAUCUUGGUACAAUCGACCUUGGAUGUCUAGUUACUUUGCAUAGUGCCAUUUAGUUUAAUAUAAUUUGUUUGCUUUAAAUUUAAGCGUUGCUAUUUGUUUGUGAUUACACCGAGGCUUUAGCCAUGAAUAAAAAUUGAUUAACCUUGAUUUUUUUGUCAUGACUGUCAGUUAUUAACUUUGUCUUGAAACUUUUACAAUUUAAGAAUUUAAGAAUUGCAUGCAUAUGGUAGUGUACACUAAUAAGAAAAACCGCCAUUAUAAUACACAUCAUCUUGGUCCUAUUCCUUGGUCCUAUCCUUGGUCCUUGGUUCCUAUUGGUCGAUUUCCCUCAGUGUAGGUUUUGCCAUUGUUUUUUAUAUUCGUUCAAGUACAAGAAGUGCCUUAUAUUUAUAGAUCUAUGUGCAAGAGCAGUUGCUGAUAAUUCUAGAUGUAAUGUUUGAUGUAUAAAACUAUAGUUGUAUUUCUCUUUUUUAACUUUUUUUA